Molecule: messenger RNA, 1885 nt
Organism: Mollisia scopiformis
Lineage: Eukaryota; Fungi; Ascomycota; Leotiomycetes; Helotiales; Mollisiaceae
Product: UPF0187-domain-containing protein
Exons: 3
Coding region: 236-1717 (493 amino acids)
Molecular function (GO): chloride channel activity
Source: RefSeq, a predicted model, not a curated record
AGGUCAUCUUUCUUUCUUUCUUUUAUAAUAGCUUCCUCUUCUCUUCUCUUCUCUUCUCUUCUCCACAGUCUGUUCACACUCACUUGUUUCGACUCCGCAAUUCUUUUUCUUCCCCUCAAGAUCUUCACUCACUCACAUUUCGCCAAUUGGUGACUGUCUGUGAUCUGUCACUCAUUCCUCCUUUUGGUUAUUUUUCUCUUGCUCCAUUCUCGACACAAACAAUAGCUCAUCCAUCAUGGCGGACGAAGGUGGCAUUGCACCAGUCUCACAAGCACCCCCUUCAGCAACUGACCACGAGUACUCCUCCCACGAACAACAACAAGUGCCACACUUCCACAAUCCCAAUUCCCGAAAAUCAACAUGGACCAAAUCCCUUGCCGACGUCAAUGUAACCGGUACCCAGACCCCAAUGUCAGGUUUCCACCGCCACAGCCGUUUCGAACCCGCCGCCAUUGAUUCCUACUUUGUUGGACCCCGCGAUCUCGACAAACAUUCCAAACUCCCCUAUUUCAUGCGCAUCCACGGCUCCGUGACCCCGCGCAUGAUCCUCCCCUUAACCUUCAUCGCCAUCUGGUCCACGCUCAUAACCUGCCUUUCGAAAUUCGUCUACGAGCUCUCCGUCUCCAGCAUCCUGCUCACCGUCCUCGGUUUCGUCGUCGGUCUCGCCCUCUCCUUCCGCUCCUCCUCCGCCUACGAGCGUUACUCCGACGGCCGCAAAUCCUGGGCCACCCUCUCCGUCCAGUCCCGCAACCUGGCCCGCUACAUCUGGGUCCACGUCUCCGAACGCCCGGAAUGCGCGAAAGAGGAUCUCUUGUCCAAAAUCACCGCAAUCAACCUGAUCCUCGCCUUCGCCGUUUCAUUGAAGCAUAAACUGCGUUUUGAGCCAUACGCUCAUUACCCUGAUAUCACGGCCCUGAUCGGUCAUUUAGAUACAUUCGCCAAAUCAGCACACAAAGAAGAACACCUCAUCGUCAAGAAAAAGACGCCCUGGAAAGUAGUCGGCGAAUACCUGGGCCUCAGCAUGGCGAACAGUAACCCGCGCAAGGAAAUCAAGCGCGCCGACCGUCCGCUCGGAAACCUGCCUUUGGAAAUAUUGACCUACCUCUCCUGCUACGUCGAAGAAGUCACCGUCAACAAAUCCCUCGCCAGCCCCGUCGUGCAGGGCCAAAUCCUAACCUGCCUAGCAGCCCUAACAGACACCGCCUCCUCCGCCGAACGCGUCCUCACCACGCCCCUCCCCAUCGGCUACAACAUCCUCAUCUCCCAAAUCGUGCUCCUCUACAUCUACCUCCUCCCCUUCCAACUCUACAGCUCGCUGAAAUGGAUCACGAUCCCAGGCACCAUCGCGGCAGCGUACAUCAUCCUCGGCCUCGCCGCCAUCGGCAACGAGCUCGAGAAUCCGUUCGGGAACGACGUUAAUGAUUUACCGCUUGAUCAUUACUGUGAGGAGUUGGGCAGUGAGUUGGAUACGCUGAUGGCGGUGCCGGCGCCGAGUUUUAGGCGCGUGGUCGAGGGACGGGAUGGGGGCGGGGAGAAUAAGGUGUUUUGGCCACUAAGUGAGAGCGGGUUUGGGGAGUGGAAGGGGAGGUCAGAGGGCGAUAUUCGGAGUGCGUUGCGGAGUAAGGUCUUGGUUUCUAGGUUGGCGGCGGGGAUGGGGACGUUGGAGAGUCGGGAGGGGAAGGGGAGUGGGGGGUCGACUGUUACUGUUGAGGCUUAGUGGGGUGUUUUGCGGCGUGGAGAAAAGUGGUCACGUUUUUGAAUAUCUGAGGUUAUUAGUUUGGGGGUAAUUUGUACAUGGAGGAUUGGAUAUCGUUUCGUCAGUAUAUCGUUGCAUUGCGAGGCGUUUAUAAUACCACAAUCAAUCGAAUUGUUGUUCUCUCCCCAG